This is a messenger RNA of Eruca vesicaria subsp. sativa (arugula), 1422 nucleotides long. Lineage: Eukaryota; Viridiplantae; Streptophyta; Magnoliopsida; Brassicales; Brassicaceae. The record is from the annotation of a GenBank genome assembly.
AUGGAGACUGCUAGGCUUUUCAUGUUAGUGUGUGUGAUAUGUAUUGCCAGUUUGAUUCCGACCUUACGAGCCAAUGUUGCGGAGACCACUGAUGAUGGGUAUUGGGUAAAAAUGGCCAACGAAGCUCGUAAACGUACCCUUAUGGCUUAUCAUCCUGAUCCUUAUCAGAUUGUGGACCACUUCCACGAGCGUCAUUACGACAACUCUACUGAUGUUGAGGAGACGGAGGAACACGCUUCCGAGGAAGAGGAAGACAUUGAGAUGAUUUCUAAUCCGACGAACAGCACAAGACGGAGCCUAAGAGGUAGACGUAAAAGAAGAGGAAAAGGAAAAUGGAGCAAGCUAAAGGGACCUUGCACUGCAAGCAACCCCAUCGAUAAAUGCUGGCGUUGCAAUCCUCAUUGGGCUAGGCGUCGCAAGAACCUCGUCAAGUGUGUUCGUGGUUUCGGUUACAAGACCACAGGAGGCAAACGUGGUCGUCUCUACGUGGUCACAAGCAACAGAGAUGAUGACACGGUGAACCCUAGACCCGGAACACUGCGUCACGCUGUGAUUCAGAACGAACCGCUCUGGAUCAUUUUCAAGCACGAUAUGAGCAUUAGGCUGUGCCAAGAGCUAAUGAUUAAUAGUCACAAGACGAUCGAUGCUCGUGGCACUAACGUGCACAUCGCAUAUGGUGCUGGGAUCACGAUGCAGUACGUGCAUAACAUCAUCAUCCAUGGGCUCCACGUCCACCACAUCGUCCAGAGCAGCGGUGGUAUGAUAAGAAACUCUAAUGACCACUUUGGGUUUAGAGGAGAGGCCGAUGGAGAUGGUAUCUCUAUCUUUGGAGCAUCAAACAUUUGGCUUGACCACAUUUCUAUGUCUAAAUGCCAAGAUGGUCUCAUCGACGCUAUAAUGGGCUCCACCGGGAUCACUAUCUCUAACUCUCAUUUCACCCACCACAACGAUGUGAUGUUGCUUGGUGCACAAAAUGACAACCACGAUGACAAGAAGAUGCAAGUCACUGUGGCUUUCAACCACUUUGGUAAAGGACUUGUGCAGAGGAUGCCGAGGAUUCGGUGGGGUUUCGUCCAUGUUGUUAACAAUGACUACACUCAUUGGCAGCUUUACGCUAUCGGGGGUAGCCAAAGUCCUACCAUUCUCAGCCACGGAAACCGUUUCAUCGCUCCUCCUCACAUACAGCAGUACAGAGAGGUGACAAAGAGGGAUUCUGCUCCAGAAUCGGAGUGGAAAAACUGGAAUUGGAGAUCCGAGAAAGACAUUUUCAUGAACAAUGCAUAUUUCAGACAAUCUGGAAACCCAAAGUUCAUGUGUUCACACUCUAGACAACAGAUGAUAAAGCCCAAACAUGGUGUUGCCGUUUCAAAGCUUACCAAAUACGCCGGAGCAUUGGAUUGCCGGGUCGGAAAACCAUGCUAA